Drosophila serrata is the source of this 1024-nucleotide messenger RNA. RefSeq names its product N-terminal methyltransferase (gene Ntmt). Gene Ontology annotation, cellular component: cytoplasm. Gene Ontology annotation, biological process: N-terminal protein amino acid methylation. Gene Ontology annotation, molecular function: N-terminal protein N-methyltransferase activity. The record is from RefSeq and is a predicted model, not a curated record. NCBI's taxonomy places the organism in Eukaryota, Metazoa, Arthropoda, Insecta, Diptera, Drosophilidae.
ACCCUUACGAGAGACGGUCACACUAAGUAACCUAAAUAACAAAAAUAAGAAAUAAAUUAAAAGCAUGCUUUUCAAAUCCUGACAAAAUCAUGACAACCACAUUCGAAGGAGAGCUCUCAGACAAGCUGCAAAUCAUAGAAGCGAACAUGGAUGCAGCGAACAAAGUCCAGGUGGAGGCACCCGAAGAAAACAAUAGUAAUUUGCCACCAAAAAGCUCUGGUCCGGAGCCCGAGUUUUAUAAGAAGGCGCAAAAGUACUGGGCCGAGGUUCCAGCCACAGUUAAUGGAAUGCUCGGCGGCCUCGGCUUCAUCAGCGCCAUUGAUAUACAGGGAUCCAGUGUCUUCCUACGAGAGAUUCGUGUGCCGGGCACAAGGUUGGCCUUGGAUUGCGGCGCCGGAAUCGGCCGGGUGACCCGUAACCUUCUCAUGCCGCGCUUCUGUCGCGUGGAUCUUGUCGAGCAGGACCAAGCCUUUGCCGAAAAGGCCCGUCAGUACUGCACCUCGGAGAACGUGAUUUCCGGACAGGUUGGCGAAAUCUACAACGUCGGCCUGCAGGAGUUUACGCCCACGCAGCAGUACGACCUCAUCUGGAGCCAGUGGGUGCUGGGUCACCUUACCGACAGCGAUCUAGUGGCCUUCUUUCGCCGCAUUAGGCAGGCAUUGGCGCCCGGCGCCUUCUUUUGCCUCAAGGAGAACGUGAGCAGCUCGAAAAAGACUGUGGAAGAUGAGGAGGACUCCUCGGUUACCCGACCACUUGAACACUACGAACGCUUUCUAAAGGAAGCUGGUUUUCGUGUUGUGCGCAAAGUUAAGCAAAAAAACUUCCCCAAAGAUCUCUUUCCCGUUUACAUGAUUGCCUGCAAGCCCUUCUCAAAGGACUAGAUUGGGGCUUAGUUAGUUUUACCAUGGAUGUACAAGCGAUUGUACCGUAAAUUUAAUGUCACAAUUACAAGCUAGUCAUAAAAUGUUGUAUCGUUUUUAGCAACAAAUAAAUAAGCUUGUACGAGCUUUUAGUAGUUCCUUAA